UGUGUGUGUGUGUGUGUAUCUCUGAGGUGUGCAGGGCCUCCGACACUCCGAGCGGAAGAAGUGAGAGUUGUUUGGUGGAACAUUAACGCCAGUCUGCUUUAAGAGGAUUCAUGACCGAGCCUCUACACUCGUGUCCUCGGAGCAGAGACGGAGUGGGACGGACUUGGAAAUCAGUCAGCAGCUCCCGAUGCGACAGCAAACAUCCAAAAAGUCUCCACAGCAAAUAAAGCACCAUGAGUAAGAAACUAUGUGGGACCAAUUAUCCCAUCAGCAUCUGCUUCAUCGUGGUGAACGAGUUCUGCGAACGCUUCUCCUACUAUGGCAUGAAAGCGCUGCUCACGCUUUACUUCGUCAACUACCUGCACUGGGAUGAGGACCUCUCCACCGCUAUCUACCACGCCUUCGGCAGCCUCUGCUACUUCACACCCAUCCUGGGAGCGCUCAUCGCUGACUCCUGGCUCGGAAAAUUCAACUCUCUGUCCAUGGUAGGUCUGAUACUCAUAGCUUUCGGCACUGGAGGAAUCAAACCCUGCGUGGCGGCGUUUGGAGGAGACCAGUUUGAUGAGGAACAUGGCACCGAGAGGCAGAAGUUCUUCUCCAUUUUCUACAUGUCCAUCAACGCCGGCAGCCUUCUGUCCACCGUGAUCACUCCCAUAUUGAGAAGUGACGUGCAGUGUUUCGGUGGAGACUGCUACGCUCUGGCCUUCGGGGUUCCUGCAGCUCUGAUGAUGGUGGCUUUAGUUGUGUUCAUUGCUGGCAGCGGGCUGUACAAGAGGAAUCCUCCCCAGGGAAACAUCCUGUUGGAGGUCUGCAAAUGCAUCGGGUUUGCCAUCGAAAACCGCUGGAACAGAUCAAAGUAUGACUCUCCGAGGAAACACUGGCUGGACUGGGCUGAGGAGAAGUACUCAAAGCGACUGAUCCAGGAGAUUAAGAUGGUGCUGCGGGUUUUGGUGCUCUACAUCCCACUGCCGAUGUUCUGGGCUCUGUUUGAUCAGCAGGGCUCCCGCUGGACGCUUCAGGCCACGAGGAUGAACAUGGCUUUUGGAGAUUCCUUCAAUAUUAAACCGGACCAGAUGCAGAUGUUGAAUGCUCUGCUGAUUCUCGUCUUGGUGCCCAUCUUUGACCUCAUCAUAUAUCCGCUCGUCGCCCUUUGCAGGAUCAAUAUCACGCCUCUGAGGAAAAUGGCCGCAGGGAUGAUUUUUGCCGCGCUGGCCUUUGGAGCGGCCACACUGGUGGAGGUGAACGUUGUGGAAUCUGUGGUGGAUCCUGCACCUGCGGGGAAGUGUCUCCUGCAGGUCUUUAACGUGGCGCCAGGUAACGUGAGUCUGAAGAUCCCCGGCAGCGACGUGUUCCCAGAGCCGAUCCCAGAGCUUCAGGACCCUCCCAAAUAUGAGAUGUUUCCAGCGUCCGGCGAGGACCUGAACAUUGAAGUCACCUUGGGAGGAAAAACAUCAGAGUGUAACUUCACGUUCGUCCAAAAGAAAGCCUACAGUCUCAUCUUAUACCCCGACGCUACUGGGAUCCAGUGUGAACGAGUGGAGGACUGCAUCACCAAAAAUAAAGACGGGAAUCCUCUCCUCAGGUUCCUCAACACACAGCCGGAGGCCAUUAACCUGACUGUUGGAGGCGUGGACUUCGUGCUGCCCUCUGGUUACAGCAUGUCUCCCAACAAGACCGUGGAGCGAGGAGUAUACACAGCCAGCUGCAGCUUACCCUCACGGGAAUGUCCUGAUUUGGACCUGGGCCUGCUGGACUUUGGAGCUGCCUACACGGUCGUACUCACAGAGAAAGCAGGUAAAAUCAGUGUUCACAAGAUGGAGGAUGUAAAAGCCAACAACGUGCACAUCGCCUGGCAGAUCCCUCAGUACGCCCUCAUCACCAUCGGAGAGGUCAUGUUCUCCAUCACAGGCCUGGAGUUCUCCUACUCACAGGCUCCAGCCAACAUGAAGUCGGUCCUGCAGGCCGGCUGGCUGCUCACUGUUGCAUUUGGGAACGUGAUCGUGUUGAUCGUGGCCGAGGGUGCAGGACUGAAGCAGUGGAAAGAGUUCCUGCUGUUUGCCAGCCUGCUGCUGGGCGUCUGCAUCAUCUUCUCCAUCAUGUCCUACUUCUACACCUACGUGGACCCCGAUCAGCUGGACAAGGUUUACCUGGAGGACUCAGGGAGGGAGGAUGACGACCGCGAUGACGACAAAGUGAAGAAAAAACCCAACGACGUCCCCAUGAUGAAGACAGGGCAGAGCACCAGACUGUGACGGGGCCACAUCACGUCCUCCAUCGUCUCUGCUGCAGCGGGUGUGUGAGGACUGGAGAGGUGAUGUGAAGGUACCGUCUUUACUUAAGGAAGGUCUCUGUGAUGGUGAAGCACUAAGACGUGAUCGUCAGACGUUUGUCACAUUAAUUAAUAUAUUAGUGAAACUUUAACACCGUGAUCAAGUGUUACUACAAAUGAAUGUCAGACAUUAUAGCUGUAAAUAUUUGUUGUGUAUUAACUCCAUGUCGAUGUUUUAUUUUCUAUGACGCUAAAGAAAAAUCAGAACCUGCUCAGUCUUUGAUGAAACACGUUGGACAAAUGCUUCAGUUUGCAUUGUGGUUGUAACAGUGACACUAAAAGGACCAAAGCUGCUGCUGGUUCUGCAUGUUGGAGGCCGCUUGUUUGAAGUGUAGUAGAAAACAUUAACGUGACCAAGUGAAGAAGCUGCUGGAACUUUCUAACGUCUGUGGAGAAUCAUUUUUCCUCAGGUCUUAAAAUGUGUUUGUCUUGUUGUGUUAUUGGGAGCCAGAAUAGAAGGAGUCAUGGCUCAAAACCAGCCGCCACUGCCCGUCAACAAAAACAAAGACAACUAUGGUUAAAUGUGAUAAGACC
Molecule: messenger RNA, 2863 nt
Organism: Epinephelus lanceolatus (giant grouper)
Lineage: Eukaryota; Metazoa; Chordata; Actinopteri; Perciformes; Serranidae
Source: RefSeq, a predicted model, not a curated record